AUGAGCCACGAGCCUCUACAUGGAUCAUGCUCAUGUGGUCGCAAUGAGUACCAGAUCACGAUCCCUGAUGACGUGACAGAGCAUGCACAGGUUUAUUUUGAUAGCAGCAGAGACAAUCGUAUGAAUUCCAAGUUCCAUACUCGACUUUCCCCCACGGCUUAUACUUCUUUAGGUCGAUUACACGGUACACCGUUGACAGCUUGGCUGCGUGUCCCACUCGACUGGUAUCAAUCACACACCACAUCAUUCUAUCCUGAUGAGACUCACGACUCCAUCCGUCGUAUUUUCACACCACACCAUGCUCCCCAGACUCGACGUAUCUUCUGUGGCUUCUGCGGUACGCCUUUGAGCUUUUGGUCUGAAGAACCUGCCGAUGAAUCAGAAUUCAUGUCAAUUGCUAUUGGAAGUUUGUUUGGAGAAGAUCAGCGUGUCUUGGAAGAUCUUGAUUUGCUACCGGAGGAUCUUGAUGAAGAUGCACAACAUGCCGAUAUCUCGACCCCCGCCACCGUUGCACCACUUCACAGAGAUGCUUCUGUUGUUGUACCCUCCUUUCAAAACUCACCAGUUAUAUCUCAAGGUUUUCGACAUGGCAAGCUAGACGGUAUUCCUUGGUUUGAAGAGAUGGUAGAAGGAAGUCGUCUGGGUCGGUUGAUGCGGGCGAAGCGUGGUAAGGGAAUGAGUGAUGACAACUCCACGUCAUUUGAAUGGGAGAUUAGCGAAUGGCAGAGCGAUGAUAUCCAUGGGAUUGAGCAAGAAGACUCUGAUUCAAGCCACAAAGCCACCGGGAAAAGAAAACGGGGUGACCAGGGGAAUGUUCAGCAUUGA
Molecule: messenger RNA, 825 nt
Organism: Penicillium verhagenii
Lineage: Eukaryota; Fungi; Ascomycota; Eurotiomycetes; Eurotiales; Aspergillaceae
Exons: 1
Coding region: 1-825 (274 amino acids)
Source: RefSeq, a predicted model, not a curated record